Molecule: messenger RNA, 1492 nt
Organism: Anguilla anguilla (European eel)
Lineage: Eukaryota; Metazoa; Chordata; Actinopteri; Anguilliformes; Anguillidae
Product: C-type lectin 1-like
Exons: 3
Coding region: 1-780 (259 amino acids)
Source: RefSeq, a predicted model, not a curated record
AUGAAGGCAGAUGGAGACUGGGAGAAUGUGAACUGCACCCAGGGGAGACCUUUCAUGUGCUACAACAAAGGAGAUGGUGAUCACCCCCUGAGUUACACCCUAAAAAAGGAGCGACGCUCCUGGUGUGAAGCUCAGAGGUUCUGCAGACUGCACCACACUGACCUGGUCAGCAUCAGCAGCAGCACCCAAAAUGAAGAGGUGAAGAAUAAAGGGGACGGAGAGGCCCCCUUCUGGAUCGGCCUGAUACACACGGACUGGGAGUGGUCUGACGGAGCGUGCUCCACCAGAAACUUAGGCAAUCCUAAGGAAGGAAAGGACUGUGUGAGAGCAGGCACAGGCCAAUAUUACCAUACGUGGACUGCAUAUGACUGUAUAAUUCAAUCCCAAGCUCUCUGUUACAAAGACGAGAUCCACGUGAUUGAGAGCACUGAGACCUGGGAGAGCGCUCUGGACUACUGCAAUCAGAACUACGAGGGAUUCCUGCGCAUCGAGUCCCCGCAGGACCAGCGCCGGCUGGAGGAGGAGCUUCACAAAAGCAACCUAUCAGGGCCCGUGUGGCUGGGCCUCAGGCAGAGCCGUCUCUUUGGCUUCUGGAUCUGGGCCAAUGGGAUGAAUGUGGGGUGGAGCAACUGGGAGGGGGGCAGCCAACCAGAGCAGCCGCUGUCCAACAUCUGUGGCGCCAUAGCAACAAGCGGACCCGGGAAGUUCAAGUGGAGCGACCAGAACUGCCUCUCUAAAAGUUACUUCCUGUGCGAGGGAAGAAACGUUAAGGGUCUGUGACCACCUCUAUCUCUACCACUAUUUCCACCUCUAUCUCGACCACUAUUUCCACCUCUAUCUCUGACGUGAUAGAAAACAAGCUUGCUUACUGUGUUUAACUAUAUGAAAUUCAUCUUUAUGUGUUUAUAACAAAACUAUGUAUGUAACUUAAUGUGCAAAAUGGAAAGGUACUGGGAAGGAAUGACCUUUGAGGAGGAAGACAUGUGGAUGAGCUGAGGGAGUCAGAUGGAUAACGAUCUGGGCUUCAACUGCAAUCAUUUUGGGUACAAAGGGGACACAAGAAGCUCACGAAUAUGUAAACAUGACUUCAGGGAUACUUUGUAAAUGGAGAAAAAUUCAUAGUUAAAAGUCCAUUUGCUAUAAGCAUAUAAUCAGAAGGGAGUCUGCUUGAACGGUUUCUUCUAUUUGGCCAAAUUAAAACUGUGUUGCUGAAUUACUCUGUGACCUGACUAAAUGGUUUGUCUCCAUUGAAGGAAAAAUCCAUGACACUAUCUCUACCACUAUUCUCCUGUGUUUAAACAAGUCUUAUUGCUGCUUCCCUGAGGUUGGCAGUGGUUUUAUACUCAUUUUCAAACCUGCGUUAAAUGUAAAAUCAGGAUGACAAAUUUCAGAUAGAAAUAAUUAGUCAUUUAAACACCACAGCUAAAUUCCUACACUGCAAUAUUGCAAUAAAACUUAUAAUAAAAAAUUAAAGUUCCAUUUUUGGAUUUGU